Aricia agestis (brown argus) is the source of this 1477-nucleotide messenger RNA. RefSeq names its product myb/SANT-like DNA-binding domain-containing protein 3. The transcript is spliced from 5 exons. The record is from RefSeq and is a predicted model, not a curated record. The coding region runs from base 152 to 1033 and encodes 293 amino acids. Lineage: Eukaryota; Metazoa; Arthropoda; Insecta; Lepidoptera; Lycaenidae. Gene Ontology annotation, molecular function: DNA binding.
AAUACCUAGGUCCACAGAUUACUAGUAUAAUAUAUUUGUAGACCUAGGUCACAGAGAAAUAGGUAGUGCAAAACUGCAAACAGCAAAAGAAACGUUUUACUUUUAACGAGUGCCGUGUGUAGCAAUAUAAUGUCAACAAGAAGUAUCAAGUAUGUCAAUUCAAAAGAAAAAAAUAUUUAGUUUUCAGGAGAAAAAAUGUUUUUUAGAGAUUUUAAAAUUAUACACCAAUAUUAUCGAAAAUAAAGAGACGGAUACGAGGACUUUACAGCGAAAAAAUGAAGCAUGGGAGGCAAUAACGUUAGCAUAUAAUGCCAGUCCACACACAUCUUUCCUAGUCACAAGCAGACAAUUAAGACGGCUGUGGAUGAAUUUAAAGCAGCGGCAAAGAGAGGCACACAACAAAAAAAGACAAAACCUUAUGGCUGUAGGGGGUGGUCCAUCUACUAGUAGCACAAUAUAUACUAGUAAUCUGUGUAGUAGCAUCAUCGCUGAUGUAGAGAGUGCCAUUGACUCGGACACUUUAGCAAAAAAAUCAUUCAGUUCCGAAACUUCUAGGCCGUCCUCCCCUCAAUCAGAAUACCCUAUCCGAGCAAACCACACUGUUGAGCCUCAAGUGGUCAAUGACAAAAAACAGGAGGAACAUGAAAAUAAUGAAACAUUUACUUAUUUAAAAGGUAUAAAAGAACUUCUAGAAAAGACUUUGGAUAAAGAAGAAAGCAGGAGAGACAAUCUAAGACCAAAAAGAAGAUUAAUGCAAGAGGCAUCAGUGAACAAACAAAAAGCCCCACAGAGUAGUAAUGCUUUUCAUGAAGAAAUAGACGGGGACAAACACUUCGCGUUAUCUCUAGUACCGACUUUGAAACAGAUGAACGACGACCAGAAGCUUGCUGCCAAGAUGAGAAUAUUGCAGACACUCCAAGAAGUCAGAAAAAUGAAUAUACACCAGAAUAUAAUGUAUGUGGAAGAUAACAUGGAGGACGCUUUGAAAGUUGAGUACUUGGACGAAGAUAAUAGUGAUAGUAGUUUCUCGUAGGCCGUGCAUGGUUUAAAUAUUGACCACAUAAAUUGAAGAGUCUUGAUAAAAUGAUGUAACAGUGAUGAAACAUCUGACUGCUGGCCAGCUCUGGAUUUAUGCAUAAGCAGUAUAGGUCAUGGCCUAUGGACGGCAGCGUCCUAGGAUGGCGGCAGAGUUCGUCCUAGGGGUGGCAAAAUGGCCUAUAGUCUAUACUAUAUACCUACUCAUAAAAAUAUAAAUCUGGCCCUGCUGCUGACCCAAGAAGUGGGAACCAUGUGGUAGAUGAAGGCGCAGUGUAAUGGUUUAUAUCAGCCACUGCGCAGUCCUUGUGCUGCCGGCAUUAUUGCCGUGAAUAUUUCUGCAGCAGUAACGACGCGAGUGUGCGUUUACACUCACCCCUCUACAUACUUGCCGCGUCAGGCAGCGGCAGCGGCACAUAAAGUUAACAUACCUAGCGGAAUG